GGUAACAAAACAAUGUUUAAUCAAACCAAACAGGACGCGAAGUUUGGCCUCGUCAGUGACGAACUCUGCCAACUUAUUCUUACAAUAAACUUUGCCUCCAUCAGUCCCGUCCUGUCCGUGAUUGGUCUCUGUGGAAACAUCAUCAACAUCAUUGUCUUCGUGACGCAAGGUUUCCACGACACGGUCAACAUUAGCCUUUUGGCUUUGGCCGUCAGUGACAUGGGGAUGCUGCUGAACAGUCUCAUCAUUGCUAUCUUCAACAAUCCCUUAUUACUCGGUUCAGGUAUUUUGAUUGAGCCGCAAGAGUUUCAGACCUCCGUGGCUGGCUGGCCCAUCGCCUCCUUCAGCAAGAUCACCAGCUGGAUCACGACGUACAUCACAUUCGAAAGAUGUCUGUGCGUUGUGGCCCCAUUGAGAGUUAAGAGAUUGGUCACUCCUAAACUCGUUGUUUUCAUAAUGGUUUCAAUCUACGUCAUGAUGUUUGCAACCCUCAUACCCGAGUACAUGACCUUUUAUUUAGACUGGAAAUAUUUUCCCAACAGAAACAAAACUAUGAUUGGUAUAGUGCCAAGAAAGUACAGCGAGGCUGCAAGGGGGAUAACUUUUACAAUUCACACAUUUAGCCAGUUCGUUUCGUUUCCUUUAAUUAUACUUUUCACGGCUAUUCUUAUUGUAAAAUUACGACAAAAAUCAAAAUGGCGCGUUAAAACCACUUCCGGAGCAGACCAGGUGUUGAAAAACAUGAAUAAAAAAGGUUCCAAGACAAUUAAAAUGAUAACGGCUAUCGCAGUCAUCCACGUCCUUUGUUAUUUGCCGGCCAUCGUUGACUUGCUUAUUACUGUCACGGUUCCAGAAUUUUACAUCUUAGGACUUUACAAGAACUCAUUUCUAAUAGCAUUUUCUUUUCCUAACUUUUUCGAAAGCUUGAACUCGUCACUAAGUAUUUUCUUGUAUUACAGAAUGAGUACAAAGUACAGGUGCACAAUUAAAAUUCUUUAUUUACAAAUGAAGACCAAAUAUUAA
Lymnaea stagnalis (great pond snail) is the source of this 1023-nucleotide messenger RNA. The record is from the annotation of a GenBank genome assembly. NCBI's taxonomy places the organism in Eukaryota, Metazoa, Mollusca, Gastropoda, Lymnaeidae.